This is a messenger RNA of Lottia gigantea (owl limpet), 942 nucleotides long. RefSeq lists its product as hypothetical. NCBI's taxonomy places the organism in Eukaryota, Metazoa, Mollusca, Gastropoda, Lottiidae. The record is from RefSeq and is a predicted model, not a curated record. Bases 1 to 942 code for a protein of 313 amino acids. Gene Ontology annotation, molecular function: protein kinase C binding. The transcript is spliced from 3 exons. Gene Ontology annotation, cellular component: apical plasma membrane; cell cortex; nucleus. Gene Ontology annotation, biological process: centrosome cycle; establishment or maintenance of cell polarity; regulation of cellular localization.
AUGGCGAAGAAUUCCAAAACGUCAUUGAGAUCAUACAGUGGCAUAGUAGAGAUCAAAAGCAAGUUUGAUGCCGAGUUCAGGAGAUUUUCCUUUACUGCCGAGAAAUUCAACUAUACAGAUUUCUCCUCCACUGUGGAAAAAUUACAUCAUUUGGAAGAAAUACCAUUUGUAGUGAACUAUACAGAUGUACAUGGAGAUCUAUUACCUAUAAAUAAUGAUGAUAACUUCCACAAAGCACUGUGUACAGCAAAACCUUUACUUAGAAUAUUGGUACAGAGAAAGGGUGAAAGUGAGUUUGAGUUGAAUGGGUAUGGCUCUAGUACAUUAAAGAAGAAGAAUCCUAUAACUAAAUUAAUAAGUAGUGAAACACCUGUCAAACCUAGGAUAAAGAUUAGUUUACCGGAAGAUUUCCGUCGUGUUUCGGCUAUUAUUGAUGUUGAUAUUAUACCAGAUACAUUACGUAGAGUGAAACUCAUGAAAAAUGGUUCUGAUAAACCAUUAGGGUUUUAUAUUCGUGAUGGAACUAGUAUGAGAAUGACUUCGGAAGGGUUAGAGAAAGUACCCGGUAUAUUUAUAUCACGGUUGGUACCGGGUGGGUUAGCCGAGAGUACCGGGUUAUUAGCUGUGAAUGAUGAAGUUUUAGAAGUGAAUGGUAUAGAAGUUUCUGGUAAAACGCUAGAUCAAGUGACGGACAUGAUGGUGGCAAAUAGCGCCAACCUGAUUAUAACAGUGAAACCAGUGAAUCAAAGACUCACCUUGGCACCUCAACGUGGUGCCACAGGGCGCCAUUCCCAGAUGUCACAAGCUUCUCAAAAUUCACAACGCUCUUCCAAAUCAUUUGAUAGUGAUACUGUAGCUGAUCAGGAUGAUGAAGAUGAGAUUCAUGAUCAUUUAUUAAAGACUGAUAAGAGUGAUAAAGACAGUGCAGUCGUAACAUUAUAG